This is a messenger RNA of Salvia hispanica, 1020 nucleotides long. RefSeq names its product growth-regulating factor 3-like. NCBI's taxonomy places the organism in Eukaryota, Viridiplantae, Streptophyta, Magnoliopsida, Lamiales, Lamiaceae. Gene Ontology annotation, molecular function: ATP binding. The record is from RefSeq and is a predicted model, not a curated record. Gene Ontology annotation, cellular component: nucleus. Gene Ontology annotation, biological process: regulation of DNA-templated transcription; developmental process; DNA-templated transcription.
UGGUAGCUUAUAAACAGUUUGACAAGUAUCCAACCAAAACAAGAAACUGUGUGUGAAACUGCAAAAAAAAGCUUUUCCAAUGGAUUUCAAUCUGAAGCAUUGGAGAGAGGAGUCAGAAGAAGAUGAGCAUCAAACAUCAACUAAUAAGCUACCAAGACUGGACUCAUCAUCUCCUGCACCUGCACCUGCGCUUCCCUUGUUUGUACCUCAAUCUCAACCUCAAUCCAACCACUACUCCACCUCUGCCACCAAGCAUCCCAGUAACAGAAUGGGAAUGGGUGGUGGGAGCUACUUCAGUUGGGCGCAGUGGCAGGAGCUUGAGCUUCAGGCUCUCAUAUUCAGGCACAUAAUGGGCGGCGGAGGCGUUCCGGCGGAGCUCCUGCAUCUUGUCAGGAAGAGCCUUGUCUCCUCUCCUCUCCAUUAUUACCAUCCUUCUUCUUCUUUGGCAGUGGGGUAUUGGGGCAAAGGAGGCAUGGAUCCUGAGCCGGGGAGGUGCCGCCGGACCGACGGCAAGAAAUGGCGUUGCUCGAGGGACGCCGUCGCCUCCCAGAAAUACUGCCACCGCCACAUGCACCGCGGCAAGAACCGUUCAAGAAAGCCUGUGGAAAUUCCCACUCCUUUCACCCUCUCCCUCCCAGGGCCCGAGACUCAGCCCGCCGGAGAUCCAACGCUCCGGCAUUUCUUCGACGAUUGGCCUACAUCACUUGACGACCACGCCCCUCGCUCCGCUACUAACCUGUCCAUCUCCUUAAAGCUUGGGAGCGAUGGGGGCUCUACGCCUCAAAUCAAUUGGGAUGGGCCACUGGCUGAGGCGUUGAGCUCGUCCGCAUCACCGAUGACCACUCUGCAUAGCUUGCACACCACCUCUGCCUCCCACGCUAGUUUUCUUACCUCCUAACUUUUCAAACUUGCUCUGUUUUCCUUUCUACACAUGUUCUGUUUUCCCUUCUUUCUCAUAAUGUCAUACGCUAUCUUCUGUAAUGUACAAUGUGAGCUCUGAGUUUAUCAACAUUAGUAUCA